AUGACAACGAAGGGCAGAGUGCCCAAGGAUUUUGUAACCGAUUACGCCGGCGACAUCGGGGCCGAUUUUGAGCUUUGGCUCGAGGAUGUCAACGACUACUUAGCAAUUUGUAAUGUUUCUACUGCUGCUGACAAAAAGCGUAUAUUUUUGAAUUUGGCCGGACUCUCAGUUCGCAAAGUUGUGAAGGGUCUGGUUAUUCCUUCUCCGCCAGCAAAUGAUGAUGGUUCUCCUGGAGACGAAUACGUAGCACUGACGGACGCCAUUCUGGCGCACUUCCGUCCCACCAUCAAUACGACGUCAGAACGUCACAAAUUCCGGCAGCUCAAACAAGGGCCGGAGGAAUCCGUCUCCACCUUCGUUGGCCGUUUACGAGAGAGAGUGGACUUAUGUAAAUUCGGGGCGACGGAUGUGGACAGCGUGGUAAACUCCCAGGUGCGAGACCAGUUGGUUGCAGGUUUGAAAUCCCUCGAAGUUCGUCGCGAGUUGCUCAAGGAGUCCAGACUCACCCUUGCAGAUGCCAUCACCAAAGCAGUGGCACUGGAGACCUCCUAUGCGGAGAGUAAGCUGUAUGAUCCGCCGGCAGAGCCUGCCAAUCAGUUUAGCUCAGUGCCUGCCGUUAGUGCGACCAGACAGCAACGCAGACAGCCACGUACACUAUCUGGUUCUUGCAAGUACUGUGGCCGUACCCAUGCUAAGGGAAAGUCGUUUUGCCCUGCAGCCAACAUCCGCUGUUGCUGUUGUAGCAAGGUCGGACAUUUUGCGGCUGUAUGUCAGUCGCAACGCUCUGGAUUAGAUGCUAACGCCGUCGACAAGGAGCCCGCCGACCUAGCUGACCAGGCUCAUUUGCUUUAUGACACCGUGUACAUGGCUGAGCAGACCGGGUCACACCGCCAGUUCCUCGCAUCGCUACUGGUGGAUGGCAAGGAGUGUGAAGGUUUGCUGGAUACUGGUGCAAGCCGUAUUAUUCUCACCGAUGACAUUGUCCAGCCUACCCGCAGCAGUAAUCGUGUCCUCAAGGCGUACACAGGCGGGGAGAUUGCAACUUUAGGCAUGGCUGAUGUAACCAUCGCAUCUCCUACGCGUACCAUGUCUUGUAGUUGUUUUGUUGUACCCCAUGGGAAACAUCGUAUUCUGUUCGGCCAGGAUGUGAUCUCUGAACUUGAGCUGUUGGUUCCAGCGCACCUGGUGGACACUGGCAAUUUAGUUGACACCGCACCAAUUUCCAUCUCCGUGGAUGCUGAAGCUAGGCCGGUGGCUCAACCAGCACGACGUCCCCCAUUCCGCGCCAAGGCCGACAUGAACUGCAUCGUCUGGUCAAGGCAGACAUCAUCGAGCCAGUUAAGGAAGCGUCUGGAUGGGUAUCGCCGAUCGUCCCAGUCCCGUGUUGUAACUGAUCUCCUUUCGGGUUUGCCUGGUGUUGUUGUCUAUAUAGAUGACGUCUUGGUGUAUGGUCGCAACCGGGCGGAACACGACGCAUGGCUCGCUAGCGUUUUGGAACGACUCAAAGCUGCUAAUCUCUGUCUCAACUGGGGCAAGUGUCGCACUCGACUGACAUGUGUCAAGUAUCUCGGCCAUGACCUGACGAAGCAAGGUGUUCAACCCGACACAUGCCAGCUUCAAGCUAUCAGUGAACUGUCGGAGCCUACGUGCCUCGCCGACGUUCAGCGUUUUCUCGGGAUGGUCACCUAUCUGGGCAAGUUUGUUCCUCAGCUGUCUCAAGUAACUGAGCCACUUCGUUCGACCGUCAAGCAGCCGGAGCCAUUUGUAGCUCCUGAGAGCCUGAUUGCGGCAUUCAACGCAGUGAAGCAGGCAGUCGCUUCAUCUCUGCAGACAUUGGCGUAG
Sycon ciliatum is the source of this 1842-nucleotide messenger RNA. RefSeq lists its product as uncharacterized. Gene Ontology annotation, molecular function: aspartic-type endopeptidase activity. Gene Ontology annotation, biological process: proteolysis. The transcript has 2 exons. The record is from RefSeq and is a predicted model, not a curated record. The coding region runs from base 1 to 1842 and encodes 613 amino acids. Lineage: Eukaryota; Metazoa; Porifera; Calcarea; Leucosolenida; Sycettidae.